ACAUAUGACAUCGUAAAAGUCAGAUAUUUACCUACAAAUAACCUAUUCAAUAAUUAUAAUUGUAAUAAGUACAGAAAGGACAAUAAAAAUUGAAUUAAAAAAGGUUUUACCAUGGACUAUCAUUACGAACAAACUAGUGAAGUUGAAGCUUUAGAUUCCAUUUAUUAUGGAGAUAUGCAAAUUUUACAGACAGAGCCUAUGCACAAGUUUAGUAUACCAAUUAAAUCAGAGGAAUAUGAUGAGGGAGAGGGUUUAGCAUGUGAAUUAGUCUUCACAUACACACCAAAAUACCCUGAAGAGUUGCCUUCAUUAGAAAUAAAUACAGAUGAAAGUUUCGAUGAAAUUGUCGACAAAAACGAACUUUACAAACAUCUUAUGGAACAAGCUAAUGAGAAUCUUGGAAUGGUAAUGAUUUUUACGCUAGUGUCAGCUGGACAAGAGUGGCUCAAUGAGAAAUGGGAUAGUAUUAAAAAAGACAGAGAAGAAGCUGUUCUACUGAAGAAAAAGGCUGAAGAAGAGGCAGAGAUGAAAAGAUUUGAAGGUACCAGAGUUACGGUUGAAUCAUUCCUUGCCUGGAGAAAACAGUUUGAAAUAGAAAUGGGUAUUCCGGCUAAGAGGGAGAAAGAAAACAAGGACAAAAAUAAGUUAACAGGAAAAGAAUUAUUUAUGAGAGACACCACACUCAACGAAUCUGAUUUGAAAUUCCUUGACGAUGGUGAUGCUGUUAAAGUGGAUGAAUCCCUGUUCCAAGAUCUCGAUGACCUGGAUAUAUCAGACGAAGAUGAUGAAGAUUACGUACCAGGACAGAGUGAAACUGACAGUGACUAACAAAUAAUAUUUAUUAAAUGAUUUGUACAAAACACAAAUAAGCUCUGUUUUAUAUCCUACUCUGUAGCAGAUUACAAAAUGAUAACCGCAUACCCGAUUAUAAUAUUUACAGCAUUAAUUUGGUCAAUAUCUUUGCCUUAACUAUGUCAUCCUUUAAGAAACAUAAAAUCAUCUGAAAAUUUUUUAACCAAUAUUAUAGUGUAGGAUGAGACUGAUUAACUGUGUUAAUGUUUUUUAAAUUAAAAUUAAUUAUUUGAAUAACCAACAACGGAAUGAUAAUAAAAUGAAAGCAGAACAUAUUUGAUUGUUGUUAUAGAUUCGAUUUGUUAAUAUACAGUUAUAUGUGCCUUGCAAAAUUUUAAUAGUUAUAACCUUAAAAAUAUCCUACGGCAUUGAUUUUCAUGACUUGAAAUGUUAUGAACCAUAUUUUUUUUUUUACAAAAACCUAAAAAGCCCUGGAUAAGAAUUUAAAUGGUCAUGUUAUAAAUUGAAGGUCUAUUUUAAAUUUAAAUUUGGCUUUAAAAUACUCUCACAAGCUCCAAUGUAUUAGUUCAUAAGUGCUACAUUGUAAUUUUUAGUUUAACAUUUGCAGUCUUAUGUUAUCAUAUAGAAUUUAAAAAAAAAGUCACUCAAUUUAUAGAGAACUCCGACUUUUUUAAAUAAAACAAGUUGUUUUUAUUCAGAGAA
Molecule: messenger RNA, 1515 nt
Organism: Danaus plexippus (monarch butterfly)
Lineage: Eukaryota; Metazoa; Arthropoda; Insecta; Lepidoptera; Nymphalidae
Product: RWD domain-containing protein 1
Exons: 5
Coding region: 112-828 (238 amino acids)
Biological process (GO): cytoplasmic translation
Molecular function (GO): protein binding
Source: RefSeq, a predicted model, not a curated record